Messenger RNA from Sceloporus undulatus (fence lizard), 2777 nucleotides. RefSeq lists its product as uncharacterized. The coding region runs from base 153 to 1763 and encodes 536 amino acids. Gene Ontology annotation, biological process: SCF-dependent proteasomal ubiquitin-dependent protein catabolic process. The record is from RefSeq and is a predicted model, not a curated record. Gene Ontology annotation, cellular component: SCF ubiquitin ligase complex. NCBI's taxonomy places the organism in Eukaryota, Metazoa, Chordata, Lepidosauria, Squamata, Phrynosomatidae. The transcript is spliced from 4 exons.
AGCGGAAGCCGCUCUUUCCUCCUCGCCUCGGUGGUUGAGUGACUGACUUCCGGUGGGCGGUAGAGGCCUAGUCUGCGGACGGAGCCCUUCUGCCUCAGGCGCCGGAGAAGCGGGAUCUCCCUGCGGAGGGUCCUGGCUCCGGCAGCAGCAUCAUGCCUAGGAAGAAAAGCCAGCGGUCGCUCCAGAGGCUCUGCCUGGAGAACAUAGCAAGGAACAUGCAGCGUGUUUGGGCCAAGGACUACACUGACAAGUACCUGGAUGAGUACCAGUUCCGCUACAUCCAGGGACCCUUCAGCGAACUGGCUGGCUCCCUUGUUCUAGAGCUAAUGAGUCUAAUGGGAGAGCGCCUGACCCGUGCCAUGCUGCAUUUGCUCCUUGUGCCCCACCUGAAAGAGCUGUACUUGCACAUCUGUCCGCAGCUGGUCAGCAAGGCCAUCGCCCAGAUGGUGACAGCACGCUGCAAGAAUUUGACCUCUCUGCUUCUCACUGGCUGCAGCCGAAUUCCCUCAGCUGCAUUGAUUGACCUCGUGGAAGGCUUGCCGGGUCUCACAACGCUGGCCCUUGGGGAGACGCAGUGCAACACACAGGUCCUAUCUGCCAUUGGCUCCACCUGCAAGCGACUUCGUGUGCUGGACAUCUCUGACUGCAAGAAGCUCUCUCCAGCCUCCCUCUUCCAUCUGGCCUAUGAUCCCACGGCCGGCACCUUCUGCUGCCAAGCGUUGAAGACCCUGGAGGUGGACGGAAUGGAGAGCAGCACCCCAUACGGCAGCGACCUGCCCUGGGCCCUGGUCUACCUGCUGCUGGCCUUGCCCAGCCUGGUAUUCUUGGAGAACGAGUUCGCCACGGAUGCUGUGUGUCUGAUCCAUGACCUGCAUUUUGGCGGUGUCCAGGUGCCCCCUGGGUUUCCCUCCCUAAAGGAUCUGGUGCUGCGCUGGGCAUCUGCCAACCCAGAUAAGGUGGGCUCCAAGCCGACACUGCCUCUGAAGGAACUCAUGGAAGUGAGCGAGUCCAACUUGCGUGUCGUCCGGGCCGUGUGCCCCAAAUUGGCAAAGGUGACAGUGUUUCUGGAGGAGAGACCUGGCCUGUCCCGGCACUUCCUGCCCUGGGCCUCUCUCACCAGCCUGACCCUGGAGUGCUCAGGGCUCCGGCAGCUGGAGGAGGUGCUCCCAGUCACGAGGCGCCUGGGGACCCAGCUAGAAUCCCUCUCGCUGGACGGCUUCUCCUAUGAAGACGAGAUGUCCUUCCACAUCCUCCUGGGCCACUGCCCCAACCUCCGGAAGUUCCAUGCUGCCCUCUUCCACUAUUGGAAGGGUGGGCAGGGCGAGGAGGCCUCGGACAAAGAUGGCCGUCGCCCCCUGGCCCCUCAUGCAUUCCCCCAGCUUGAGGACUUCAGCCUGUCCUUCUCAGAGCUGCAAGAGCCUUCCCCUCAACUGCAGGUGUUGAAGGCCAGCCUGGCCUCUCUCCUCAAACGUUCCCCUCGCCUGGGGUCCAUAAUGCUUCUUGGCCUGCCCUUCUCUCUGGAUGAUGCGUUUGCGGAAGUGCUGGGGGCCCCUGGCACUGACACCGCCUUUCCCCACCUCACUUUCCUUUCGCUGAGUGGCUGCAAAGUCUCCAGUGGCACCAUCCACCGGAUCCUGUCCCUAGAUAACCCACUUGGCAACCUUAGUUUGGACCGCUGCCCGGACAUCCAUCGGAAGCACUAUGAUGAGCUGCUCCAGAGGGUCAGCAGGGAAGGCCUUGAGGUGCGCAUCACAUGGGAGUGAAGAGACACCCCCCCCCCACCCGCCAUAGACCCAAAGGCUCACACCAAGACACAGAGUAAUAAAAUUAGGACUACACAGCCCAAGUAUCACCUCUGAAAGAUGCUAGCAGGGCAGGAAGCAGUGGGUUCUGAGUAAAUGUCACUGAGGGGCAGAGUCUGGCCAGACAGGAUUGCUUCCUGGACUUACGUCCCUCCUGUACACUUUGUCCCAUCCUGCAGUGCCAUUGCUCAACACAGCUGCGCUGGGUCUGAAUGUUCAGCUGGUUUGGGCUGGGCCUGGCUCUCAUUCCAAGACUCCUCAACUUUGCUUGAGACUAACACCCCACCCCCCUGCUAUGGGAUCAGCUUUAGUGGUAGUAGGUAGUCUACAGUGAAGGAAAGCCUCUCAGUCCUUUAGCUGAAGGGUUGCACCAGGGGUCUGUCUAUGGAGAACAAAAUGAUGACUCUACCCCUGCCCCCCAUGCCACCAUCCCAUUACUAGACCAGUGGGUGAUGGAACAGUGGGAAAUGACCCUGAACACCAGGUCUUGGCUUGGCACAAACCUCCUUGGGCUGAGCCAGGCUACCGCAGUAUCCUUUGCUUCGCUUUAAAGGACAAUUGGAGUCAGGGGCUGGGAGAGUACAUUCCCAAGGAUCAGUGUGUCCAUGUCAAGGCAAAGCCCCAUGUUGUGUGUCCUGGAGCCAUGAGGCGUUUCGCUGUUUUUGUUGUACUGGAUUGUAUUACAGAGUCAUUAUACUGGGAUCUGUUGUAAUUUGGGGCCAAGGUAAAAGGAGGGCAGGCGUUGGGUGUGUGCGGAGGCUGGUGGCUGGGCAAGACAGUGUCCUGAUGGGUAGCUAUACUGUACCUAAUGGGUACAGUAGCAGGCAUUUGAACAGGUAUAUCGAGGGGUGAACUGUGGAAAUAUAGUGUACAGUAUAACAAAUAGGAAACUGCAGUGACAAGUUUAUAUGAACACCACUUUUUUUGUCCACUUGCUUCUUUUAUAUCUUCUCUAAUAAAAUUCAUUUGGUGCAA